AUGGUGGAAGAUAUCGUGCACAAGCCGGCGCCGAGGCAGCAGAGGAUCAAGAAAGAGCCAGAGCCAGCCACGGUUAUCGUGCGCAAGCCGGCGGCAAGGCGGCAGAGGAUCAAGGAGCCCGAGGCGGGCACGGUGCGCAGGCUUGUUCGCAUCUUUUGCGACGACCGUGACGCCACGGACUCUUCCGACGACGAGGCCAUCGGCGACCACGCGCCACGUGGAGCCCGCCACUUCAUCAGGGAAAUCCGCCUCGAUCAGCCUGCCUGUUGCAAAGGCAUGGUGUCGUCCGCGGCUCCGGCUCCCGCCGGGAAAGCUGGUGGUGUCAAAAGGAAAGCGCUGGGAGCGACGGCGGUAAUGGCGGGUGGCGCGACGGGCACGGCGGAGCGGAGGUUCCGCGGCGUGCGGAGGCGGCCGUGGGGGAAGUACGCGGCGGAGAUCCGCGACCCGCAGAAGGGCCAGCGGUUGUGGCUGGGCACCUUCGACACCGCCGAGGAGGCAGCCAGGGAAUACGACACCUUCGCGCGCCUCCUCCGCGGGCCCUCGGCAACGACCAACUUCCCCGCGCCACCGUCGCCCUCCGCCGUUCCUGCCGUGGCCGACCUUUCUUCCACUGAAGAAUCCAGCGACGAGUCGCAGCACGUGGGCUCGCCGGUCUCCGUCCUCCGCACAAUGCCGGGCGAGACGGCGGCCUGCCCUGUGCCGCUCAAACCCACGGGCGCCGCUGAUGCAGCAAGCCAGAAUUCCUCGUCCUCCUCCCACAGCGUCGACACGCCCUGCGGCGGCCUCUACCCGUUCUCCGCCGACGCGCUCCUCCCGCACGACGACGACGUGUUCUUCCCCGGCGUCGUCCCCUUCGGCGAGCCGGCGCCCGGCGCACUGUUCGACGACUUCAUGAUGCCGCAGCUCGACUAUGUCGCCAGCUCGUCCCCGCUUGACCUCGGUGACCUCCCGAUGUGGCCGGGCGUGGACGGCAGCUGCUUCAGCGACAUCAGCGACGAUCUGUUCGCCGCCGAGCCUGUCCCUGUGCUGUGA
This is a messenger RNA of Phragmites australis (common reed), 1032 nucleotides long. RefSeq names its product ethylene-responsive transcription factor CRF4-like. The record is from RefSeq and is a predicted model, not a curated record. Gene Ontology annotation, biological process: regulation of DNA-templated transcription. Gene Ontology annotation, molecular function: DNA binding; DNA-binding transcription factor activity. Lineage: Eukaryota; Viridiplantae; Streptophyta; Magnoliopsida; Poales; Poaceae. The coding region runs from base 1 to 1032 and encodes 343 amino acids. The transcript has a single exon.